AUGGAUCAGUUCAUCCAUUUGCCGGAAUUUCGAGUGAUUAUUUGCAAGAAGUGCCAGUUUGCAGUAUUGCCUAGUGAGAUCGACGCCCAUUUCACAAGAGAGCCGGUGCAUGGAUUAAGCAAGGAGAGCCGGAAGCGCAUUUUCGAAAAGGUGGCAAAGAUAGAGGGGUUAAUACGAAACAAGUAUAUGUUAGGUCAGGUUGAAUUCAAAUAUCAACACCGAAAUACGGAAGCAAUCCCUGGGUUAGAGGAACCGAAGACCGAUGGGUUGGGUUGCACAUUCGAGAAAGACGGGGAGAAGUGCCCAUUCGUCAGCCGGUUUGAGCAACCCAUACGGGAACAUUAUCGGGAUGUUCACGGUUGGGUUAAUCCACGCAGGAAAGGCCGGCCCAAACGAGAUUCCAAGAAGGAAGUACUGUGGGAGAAGGGGGUUCAUUGCCAGAGGUUUUUCACCCACGGUUUGCAUUCAAAUUUAUUCAGGGUGGAGGACAAGAAGAAGCCCGCACCCAGCCCCGAAGGUCCCGAGGUGAACAGAGAGGUCAAGAAGAAGAUCGAGGUGUCGGACAAAUCCCAGGAGCCCAAUCUGUGGUUGAGGCGGGUCAAAUUUGACGAGAAUUUACGGGGGUUAGACCGGGACAAGUUGAGGGCGUUGAUCGAACCCGUUGAUGCACAAGAGGAGGAAGAGUUGGUAAUAAUCCAUCAGAGUUUCGACAGGGUGAUGGACGAGUGCCAGAAGCAUGUCGUUGAAGAAGUGGUAGGAGAGGCCGCGUUAUUCCGCGUCAAUGCCACAGAGUAUGGAAAGAGAGGCGAAAACCCGUUUUAUAUGGAUUUAAAGGACCGCACCCAUUUGAAGUUGGAUUGGGAGAAGGAGGAGAGGCCACCGUACCGAUUCACGCAAGGUCAGGGGAAGGCAUUCGUUAAGUUGAUGCAGAAGGCCGAGGAUUUCGAAGGGGUGGAGGUGAAGGAGGAGUUGAGCAGGGAGGAACGAGAGCAGAUAGAGGAGUUGGACCGCGCGUGUUUGAGGUUUUGCAUCGAGUUGUUAGACCACCGGUUGGUGGGCAACCCAUAUGACAGCGCAAUCAUCAGCGGUUUGUCCAUUUUGGGCAUUAGGCCGGGAGAGACGUAG
This is a messenger RNA of Pseudogymnoascus verrucosus, 1125 nucleotides long. RefSeq lists its product as uncharacterized. The record is from RefSeq and is a predicted model, not a curated record. NCBI's taxonomy places the organism in Eukaryota, Fungi, Ascomycota, Leotiomycetes, Thelebolales, Thelebolaceae. Bases 1 to 1125 code for a protein of 374 amino acids. The transcript is spliced from 3 exons.